Erythranthe guttata (spotted monkey flower) is the source of this 1717-nucleotide messenger RNA. Its product is annotated as cytochrome P450 93A3. Gene Ontology annotation, molecular function: iron ion binding; heme binding; oxidoreductase activity, acting on paired donors, with incorporation or reduction of molecular oxygen. NCBI's taxonomy places the organism in Eukaryota, Viridiplantae, Streptophyta, Magnoliopsida, Lamiales, Phrymaceae. The record is from RefSeq and is a predicted model, not a curated record.
UCUCUUAUGUAAGAAAACGGCAUCAUGCUAUAGAAAUUGCCGGCCGUGCUUCAUUCUGUAAUAUUAAAAUAAAAUGCUAUUCUAUAAAUCAAAUUAAUUAAUCUUGAACGAAUAAUGUAGAGUUUACCAAGUCAAUACUCCUUUCUAUUAAUCCUCCAAACACAAUUCACACUUCCUCAUAAUUUGUAAAACCAUGGCUGAAUACAAAGAAUAUAUCAUCUUCUUCCUCAUAUGGCUAGUUCCCACUAUUAUAAUCCGAACCCUAAUCAAGAAACGAUCUUCUAGAACCCUUCCUCCGAGCCCUCCAUCGUUGCCAAUCAUCGGUCAUCUUCAUCUUCUAGCUCCAAUACCUCACCAAGCCCUAGCAAAGCUCUCGUAUAAAUACGGGCCCUUGAUCCACAUACACCUCGGUUCUUACCCUUGCUUAAUCGCUUCAUCGCCCGAGAUAGCGAAAGAGUUCCUCAAAACACACGAAAGAUCUUUUUCAGACAGGCCUCAAACUGUUACUACAGACUACUUAACUUACGGUUCACAAGAUUUCUCGUUCGCACCUUACGGGCCUUUUUGGAAGUUCAUGAAGAAGCUCUGCAUGUCUCGGCUUCUUGGCGGGCCCACACUUGACCUGCUUCAGCCCGUUCGGGCCCACGAGAUAAAGAGGCUCGUUCGAUUCUUGGCGAAAAAGGCAAGAAAUGGAGAAUCGGUGGAUAUUGGAAAUGAGCUUGUUAAAAUGACGAAUAACGUGAUAUCGAGUAUGAUAAUGAGUCAACGGUGUUCGGGUGAUGAAGAAGGUGAAGCUGAGGGGGUGAGGAAAUUAGUUCAGGAUAUUGCGGAGAUUACGGGAACGUUUAAUGUUUCGGAUUAUAUUUGGUUCUGUAAGAAUUUGGAUUUGCAGGGGAUCGGUAAGAGGAUGAAAGAGGUUCGUGACAGGUUCGAUGAAAUGAUGGAGAGGAUUAUAAACGAGCAUCGAGUUCGAAGGAGGGAAUCGAGCAAGGAAUCUGUGAAGGAUUUGCUUGAUAUUUUACUUGAUAUAGCUGAAGAUGGAAGCUCUGAGAUGAAGUUAACAAGAGAGAAUAUCAAGGCUUUUAUCCUGGACUUAUUUAUUGCUGGAACAGACACAUCAGCAAUCACACUACAAUGGGCUUUAUCAGAGUUGAUCAAUCACCCUGAAAUAAUGCAAAAAGCGGCUCACGAAAUCGACUCCCUCAUAGGAAACAACGAAAGACUAGUCCAAGAAUCGGACAUUCCCAACUUGCCCUACCUGCAAGCCAUCGUAAAAGAAACACUAAGGCUCCACCCAACGGGCCCACUAAUCGUGAGGCAGUCGAGCGAAGACUGCACAGUUGGCGCGUACCACAUUCCCGCCAAAACUCGACUUUUCGUGAACGUGUGGGCCAUAGGCAGGGAUCCUAAUCAUUGGGAAAACGCACUCGAGUUUAUUCCAGAUAGGUUUAUUAACUCGUCCGUGCCGGAUUUGAGAGGGCAGCAUUAUCAUUUCUUGCCGUUUGGGAGCGGUAGAAGAGGUUGUCCUGGAAUAUCGUUGGCUCUGCAGGUUGUUCAGACAACCUUAGCUGCGAUGAUUAAGUGCUUCGAGUGGAAAGCCGACGGAGUUAGUACUCGUGUCGAUAUGGAAGAAGGGAUCGGAAUUACUUUGCCGAGGGCUAAUCCUCUCAUUUGCUCCCCUAUUAUCAGGCUCAACUCCAUUCCAUCUAGUAUUUGA